CCUCCCAACGCCACGAUGAGCGGAGCACGGAGUGGCCUCCUCCGCGCGCCGCACGUGAACGCCAAGGGAGACCAGCCAGGGAUGCCCGCCAAGGCAGCCUCAGGCGCGGGGAAGACAAGUAGCACGGUGGUGUUGAAAAAAAGCAAAAAGUUGCCCCACCAGGCUUUGCUCGCCAAAGGUCGUGGCUGUACCGUAGCACAUGGCACCGUAGCACAUGGUGGCAUGGAACAGAGGGAGAACUUGAUUCCUAAAACCAUCCAAGCAAAGCUUUCCAAUCUGUCCUACCCUCAAGGCGAACUUGCGGGAGCUGGUUGUGCCAGCCUCAUGUCCACCCUCACCAACAAGGCCUUGGUGAAGAAGGAGCGGCUCUUGGAAGUGGUGGGCCAUGACCGAUACCGGGUCAACAACAAAUACGAUUCCAAAUACGCCCCACUGCCCGUUAACAAGAUUAUCCAACUGGCUGAAGAGAAAGUGGGCCAAGAACUAGAAUAUAAAAUCACCAGCGAGAAUUGUGAGCACUUCGUCACCGAACUGCGCUAUGGCGUGGCCAGGAGCGAUCAAGUCCGAGAUUUCUUUGUGGGGGCGACCAUCGCGGGCCUGGCUGGCUUGUUUGUUGGUGUCGGCGCAGCCAUGGUCAAGAGGAAAAAACAGCAGAACCAAUAAUGAGGAAAAAAAAAAAGAUUCUCUCAGAAUUCCUCAGCUCCUUGGCAUUUGUAUCUGUGGGAGUGUGUGUGUGUGUGUGUGUGUGUGUGUGUGUGUGGCGGGAGGGGUGGGGGCUACGUUUCUAAAAACUUGAGAUACGAUUGCCGUGAGGAAAAAAAAA
Molecule: messenger RNA, 823 nt
Organism: Pseudonaja textilis
Lineage: Eukaryota; Metazoa; Chordata; Lepidosauria; Squamata; Elapidae
Source: RefSeq, a predicted model, not a curated record